CCCGGGAGGGAGGAGCUGCCCGCGCGCCCGCCGCUCGGCUGCACACCCGCUGGAGCAGCCCCGCCACGAGACUCUGACAGCGGCGCGGCCCGCGCGGCUCGGGAGCGCAGGGACGGACGGACAACGGUGGCGAAGGAGGACGCGAGCGCUGCGGCCGGGAGCCAAGUGAGGGAGGCGCGCGGGGUCGGCUGCGCGCUGAGAUCCCCUCUGAAGCAGCCGGGAGCUCGAGUCACCCCAUCCCGGAGGAUUAGGCCAGCCGGAAGUGGAAGAGAGAAUGGCGUGGGGCUUACCCAAAGCUGAGCAGUGAGCCAGGGCUCCUGGGACCUGGGGCUCCGACUGGGAGGCUGUACCACUGGAGUGACUCAAGAGGGAUUGAUGCUCUGGCCCCCAGCGACAUGCACGUGGUGUAAUGACAGGAAAUGAGCAGGUUUGCAGAAAAACUGGUGGCCUGAAAUUGAAGCCUAAGGAGUCGGUGCUUGGCUCUGGCUGAGAACAUGGCCAAUGACAUUGAUGAACUUAUCGGCAUCCCUUUCCCCAACCACAGCAGUGAAGUGCUGUGCAGUCUCAACGAGCAGCGGCAUGCAGGGCUGCUGUGCGACGUGCUGCUGGUGGUUCAGGAGCAGGAGUACCGAACGCACCGCUCGGUGUUGGCUGCAUGCAGCAAGUAUUUCAAGAAGCUCUUCACGGCCGGCAGCCUGGCCAGCCAGCCCUAUGUCUAUGAGAUUGACUUUGUCCAGCCGGAGGCUCUAGCCGCCAUCCUGGAGUUUGCCUACACCUCCACACUCACCAUCACAGCCUCCAACGUCAAGCACAUCCUCAAUGCUGCCAGGAUGCUGGAGAUCCAAUGCAUCGUGAAUGUGUGCCUGGAGAUCAUGGAGCCCGGCGGCAACGGUGGUGAGGAGGACAAGGAGGAGGAGGACGAUGACGAAGAUGACGAUGAUGAGGAGGAUGAAGAGGAGGAGGAAGAGGAAGAAGAGGAGGAGGAGGAGGAUGACACAGAGGACUUUGCUGACCAGGAAAACUUGCCUGACCCCCAGGACAUCAACUGCCCCCAAAGCCCCUCCAAGGCGGACCAUCUCACAGAGAAAGACUAUUCGGACACACCCAGGGACUUCCCCGAUGCCUUCCAGCCUGGCAGCCCUGGCCAUCUGGGAGUGAUACGGGACUUCUCCAUUGAAUCUCUACUGAGGGAGAACUUGUACCCCAAAGCCAACAUCCCUGACAGAAGACCCUCUUUAUCUCCGUUUGCCCCAGAAUUCUUCCCACACCUCUGGCCAGGGGACUUUGGUGCCUUUGCUCAGCUGCCCGAGCAGCCCAUGGACAGUGGGCCACUGGAUCUAGUCAUCAAGAACCGCAAAAUCAAGGAGGAGGAGAAGGAGGAGCUAGGCCCGCCCCCGCCCCCUCCCUUCCCUAGCGAUUUCUUCAAGGACGUGUUUCCUGACCUGCCUGGUGGGCCCCUGGGCCCCAUCAAGGCAGAAAAUGACUACGGUGCCUAUCUCAACUUCCUGAGUGCCACCCACCUGGGGAGCCUCUUCCCACCCUGGCCGCUGGUGGAGGAGCGCAAGCUGAAGCCCAAGGCCUCUCAGCAGUGCCCCAUUUGCCACAAGGUCAUCAUGGGGGCCGGGAAGCUGCCCCGGCACAUGAGGACCCACACCGGGGAGAAGCCGUACAUGUGCAGCAUCUGCGAGGUCCGCUUCACCAGGCAGGACAAGCUGAAGAUCCACAUGCGCAAACACACGGGGGAACGGCCCUACCUGUGCAUUCACUGCAACGCCAAGUUCGUGCACAACUACGACCUCAAGAAUCACAUGCGCAUCCACACGGGCGUGAGGCCCUACCAGUGUGAAUUCUGCUACAAGAGCUUCACGCGUUCCGACCACCUGCACCGCCACAUCAAGCGACAGAGUUGCCGCAUGGCACGGCCCCGGCGCGGCCGUAAGCCCGCCGCCUGGAGGGCCGCCAGCCUGCUCUUCGGGCCAGGUGGUCCCACGCCCGACAAGGCCGCCUUUGUGAUGCCACCCACGCUGGGCGACGUGGGGGGCCACCUGGGUGGUGCAGCAGUGUGCCUCCCGGGCCCCAGCCCUGCCAAGCACUUCCUAGCGGCACCCAAGGGCGCCCUGAGCCUGCAGGAGCUGGAGCGGCAGUUCGAGGAGACGCAGAUGAAGCUGUUUGGACGUGCGCAGCUGGAGGCCGAGAGGAACGCAGGUGGCCUCCUGGCCCUGGCACUGGCGGAGAAUGUGGCCGCCACACGGCCCUACUUCCCACUGCCCGACCCCUGGGCCACAGGCCUGGCCAGCCUGCCUGGGCUCACUGGUCUCAACCACGUGGCCUCCAUGUCUGAAGCCAAUAACUAGGCUGGUCCUGGUCCACACCAGUCCCAGACCCUGUCUCAAGUUCCUCUAAGGCCCGCCCUGCCCCACCCAGGGGAUCUGAACUUUCUAGUUUGCAAACACAAAGGGAAAAUAAGAAAAUACAUUUUAGCUACGUUGCUCUUUGCCUUCUCUGUGAGAGCAGAGCCUCCCUUUUGCUGGAGUCGGAGCUGGACAUCUCUUUCCUAAGGGUUGGGAGACCCUACCUCUCCCUGGCCGACUCUGAUUCACAUAGAAACACACAGGGUGUCUUGUCUCAGAAGUCUCCGCGCUGGUGCGGGGAGCAUUGUGCUCCGGUAUGGGGCUGUGAGGAGGGGAGCUCUCUGCCAGAAGGCAAGCCAGGGGGAUCCAGCAUGAGGACCGUGUCCUGACCAGGCGCCUUGGAUGAGCCAUACUGCCCUAUGGGGGAGUCCCUCCCACCCCUGCUUUCAUCCCAGUCAGGUUUCAGCUUAGAGGUCCCCGAUCCAAUUGAGCAAUGCUUUCCAGCCACUGGGAAAGACCAUCGCACUGGGUAGAAAAGCCUCCUGCAGCUAGAAGCUGGCGUGGAGCAAGCCCAUUUCAAAUUGGCUUGUCCUGUGACCGUGGGCAGGUCAACCCUCUGUGCCUCAGAGUCACCCUGCUGUGAAAGGGGGUGGUCACAUUCCCCUCCCUCUCCUCCAUAUGUAGUCACACCUGUUCCUAGAAACAAUGUCCCCAGACAGGUAGACGUUUAGCACCCCGGGAGUCACCGGGAGACAGUCUAUCUGACAGGACUUGGUUCCAUUGCUCCACGUGGAAAUCAGCACUUCAGGUGAGACCUGGCAAAACUAGAUAGGGACGACAUAGAAAGAUAGGUUCAUGGCUUUCAAUACCCAGAGGCAACUCCAGGAACCCCAAAUUCUGUCCCAUUUACUGGCAGGCCACAGUCAUAUCCGGAUACCCCUGGGCAGAGCAUUUGCCCACCCCCACAUGCCCUCUGGAGUUCAGUCUCCUUGAGUUAACACUCGAGGGAUGGGGCCAGCUCCUAACAGUCAUCACCUACCUGCCUCCCCCAUCCCUGCAAGUGUCGUGGCACCUAGCCAUCCAGGGCUCAUCUGUUUGGUUCAUUGAGGGGGCAGGGGAAGUCUCUAGGCCUGGGGUUUGCUGGUGACAUCCUUCUACUGUGCUUGAGUCGCUGAUCCCCUUCUAUAUUUCACCAAAGGGAAACCUUUGGGUUGUGGUGCCCUCUGGGUAGCAGGUCACAGUCGCCAGGCUCUGGGGUUGGUCGUAGCUAGACAAUUUUGCUGGCCCAUACCAAGAAGGUAUGGCAUUGGUUUCUUGAGAUCCCAGAGAGAAGAAUCUGCCUGCUUGGAAGGCUUAGGCCUGGAGUUCCAGAGCCCUGUGCUGUGGGUACAUGAGACUCAGUUCUUCCUGUAUUGAUCGCCUUGGCUUUAUCCUGUACAAACACAAACAAAAAGGCCAGAGAAGACAGAAGGCUCUGUCCCUCCGGAAGCCCCCAAGAGAGGCCGUGGACUGCCGGCACCACCAGACCACAGUCCAUCGGGUGGAUUUUCCUCAGAUACCUCAUCCUCGUCAGUCACCUGCUGGGGCUGCUGCCUCUCAGAUCCGUGUCGCAGCUCAGACUUGUUUCUGGACCCA
Microtus ochrogaster (prairie vole) is the source of this 3986-nucleotide messenger RNA. It is a transcript of the gene Zbtb7c, whose product is annotated as zinc finger and BTB domain containing 7C. The record is from RefSeq and is a predicted model, not a curated record. Lineage: Eukaryota; Metazoa; Chordata; Mammalia; Rodentia; Cricetidae. Gene Ontology annotation, molecular function: DNA-binding transcription factor activity, RNA polymerase II-specific; protein binding; RNA polymerase II cis-regulatory region sequence-specific DNA binding. Gene Ontology annotation, biological process: regulation of transcription by RNA polymerase II.